AUGGAAGAAGAGAAUGUUUCAAAGGACUUCACUACUAAGCAGAUCACAAUCGACAUUCCAGAGAAGUCGGAACGUCCUUUAACGAAGGAAUUGGAAUCGGAAUGUCCCUUUAUAAUAUCUGGGAGUGCAGCGGUGCCCCCUGAUAAGCUUUCCAUGGUGACCUGUGCAGCGGUGUCCCCUGAUAAUCUUUCCAUCCGUGGAAUACAUAGGAGUCCUGAUACGAGGAAUUGGAUAAUCUACAAGGUUCCCAAUAAGCUCCGGAAGAUACGUCCAGCAGCUUACACUCCCCAACUAGUUUCAAUUGGGCCUUUUCACCAUGGCAAAUCAAACUUGAAGGUCAUGGAAUAUCAUAAAGCCAAGUUCAUGAGUGAAUUCCUGGGGCGGUCCUUCUGUAAUCAUAUUGAGGAGGAGAAUUUGAUCCACGAGAUCACGGAAAUCAAGGAAGAAGAUGGGAAACUUGUGGAAAAAGCACAGCGUAGCUAUCAAGAAGAGACCUUUGAGCCUGAGAAUAAGAAAAAGUACUGGGAGGUCCCGAAAAACAUUUUACGAGAUGCCUGCUUCAUCCUUGAGCUCUUCCUUAGAAACCACGAAAAUCAAUUUUCGCCUCCCGAUGAAGAAGAUAAGAAAACGAAGCAGCUGUCUGAUAAAGAAAUCAAAGAUAAUGCUUGCUUCAUCUUUGAGCGAUUCUUUAGAAACCACCAAAUUCAAUCUCGAUCUCCCGAUAAAGAAGAUGAGAAAUAUUCAGGGGACCACAUAUUAAGUCCAUGGGUUAAGGCAGCUAUAAAACAGGACUUGAUAUUGCUGGAAAAUCAGCUCCCCUUUUUUGUUCUCGAUCGACGCUGGCAUAACGAUUUAUCUGAUGUUAAGGACGAUGAUAAGCGCUGCUGGUGGAAUUGCCGCGAUCGCUGUUGGUGGAAUGGCCGCGGUUGCUGUUGGAUAAAUGGUUGCUGUGGGAUUAAUCGUUUGGAAUUGAAAAUCCCUCAAUUGAAGGUAGAUGACAACACCGAGUGCAUUUUCAGAAACGUCAUGGCGUUGGAGCAGUUUGUUUAUCCAAAGACUCCUCGUAUCUGCAAUUAUAUUUUUCUGCUGGAUCAACUCAUCGACACCGUUGAAGAUGUGGUUUUUCUGGUUGACAAGGGAAUCAUUGAGAACUGGCUUGGCAGUAACAAGGCCGUGGCUGCCUUGGUUAACACACUCAGCGACCAAAUUGUGACACCGCGUUUCUUCUAUGCUGAUAUAUGCGACGAACUUAACAAGUAUCACAGCAAAAAUUUGAAUGUUGCCAUGUCAACCCUCAACAGGGUUCACUUCAAGGAUAUUUGGACUGGUAGUUCCACUGUUGUUGGGCUUGUUAUCGUUGUGUUCUCCUUCUUCUCUACCUAUUCUACCAUCAAGAAUCUCUUCUUUGUAUGA
Messenger RNA from Ziziphus jujuba (common jujube), 1413 nucleotides. RefSeq lists its product as uncharacterized. The record is from RefSeq and is a predicted model, not a curated record. The transcript has 2 exons. Lineage: Eukaryota; Viridiplantae; Streptophyta; Magnoliopsida; Rosales; Rhamnaceae. Bases 1 to 1413 code for a protein of 470 amino acids.